Messenger RNA from Varanus komodoensis (Komodo dragon), 2299 nucleotides. RefSeq names its product class II histocompatibility antigen, M alpha chain. Gene Ontology annotation, cellular component: MHC class II protein complex; membrane. The coding region runs from base 22 to 798 and encodes 258 amino acids. The record is from RefSeq and is a predicted model, not a curated record. Gene Ontology annotation, biological process: positive regulation of T cell activation; peptide antigen assembly with MHC class II protein complex; immunoglobulin production involved in immunoglobulin-mediated immune response. Lineage: Eukaryota; Metazoa; Chordata; Lepidosauria; Squamata; Varanidae. Gene Ontology annotation, molecular function: MHC class II protein complex binding. The transcript has 5 exons.
CGCUCCGGAGCCGGGCGGGCGAUGGGGCGCGGGCGGUGCGCGGCGGGGCUUGGGGCCCUGGCUGUGCUCUGCGCGGCGGCGGCGGCGGCGGCGACCGCCCCCCAAGAGGAGCCUGCGCACCUGUUUUCCGAGGUGUUCUUUUGCCAGAGAGACCCCCCAUUUUCCGGCCUGGCCCAGACUCUGGACGAUGACGAGCUGUUCUGGUUUGACUUUCCGGGAUCCACCUGGCACCCGCGCCUGCCCAGUUUCCAGCCGGAGGUGCAGAACCGCACCUCCAUCGAUAAAAUCGGGAAGCAGCGGGACUUCUGCAACGAGGUCCUAACCCUCCUCACCAACUUUUCAGACACAUACAUCGGCAUGCCCGAAGCAAAAGGUAUCCCCCAGGUGGAGAUCUUCACCCUGCAGCCCCUCCAGCUGGGCAAGCCCAACACCCUGGUCUGCUCCGUGACCAACGUCUUCCCACCGUCGGCCACCAUCUCCUGGCAGCAUCAGGACAAGCCGGUGGACUUGGGGGUGACCACCACUCAGAUCUACCCCAUCCAGACGCUGGACUUCCAGAUCUUCUCCUACCUGGAGGUGACCCCCCAGGAGCGAGACGUCUACAGCUGCACCGUCAAGACCCCCCGUAGCAAGUUCAGCAGCAUGGCCUUCUGGGUCCCCAAGGACCCCAUUGCCUCGCAACUCCUGGAAGAUGUCCUGUGCGGCCUCGGCUGCGGGGUGGGGAUCCUCUUCACCGUCAUGGGGCUGGCCCUGAUCGCCCUGGCCCUCCGGUUCAGGAGAGCAGCCGGAUCUCCCUGACCAACGUCAUGAGGACCCCCCUCGAGAAGAGGCAUCGUUUCCACUGCCCCACACCUCCCCCCCUGCCCCCCCCCACCCCCGGGUGGUCCAGCAAGCCGGGAACUCGCCCAGCCGGUGGGGCAAUUCUGUGGACGAGCAACAGAGCCCCCCCCCCGCCACCGCCGCCCACCAUCCCACCUGCACCGGGCCCAGCCAGCCGCUUCGCUCCCCGGUCCUGAUGCGGCCCCACGAGGGGUCUGCGAGAGAAGCCCCCCCCCCUGCCCUGCCGCACUCCUCAACCCCUGGCUGUGCCCCCCACAGCCCCGCCGGCCCCUCUUUACUGCAGGGGUGGCCCGAUCCGGGCCGUGAUGCGCCCACACACAGGAGGGGUUCGCCAGAAGCCCAGACAGGGUGAUGGGGCGGGGGGGGGUACAGGGCGGGCGCCAGGCCGAGUGUCUGGAGCAGUCCUGCAGAACCCCCGCCUGGCGUGUCCUUUCAGCCCCUCAGCCCCAUGGAGCAGAGGCCUGGCGUAAUCCCUCCCUCGUGUGCCGUGGGGGGGGGGUGGUACUCCCCCAGGUGGCCUUCCUUACCUGCAGCCGGCCCCUUCCUCAUCCGUCUGGGAUCUGUGGGCCGAAUUUUGCAGGGAGGUGCAGGCACCCAGAGCCGCCCCCCCACCAGGUCAGUCAGAAGCUCUGAAUCCACGACGGUCCUGCAGAGGUUUAGAAGCAGAAAGCCGCUGCCGGGUCUCACCGGGAGGAGAGCUGUGCUUGGAUCUAUCCCUAAAUUACCUGGGAGAAGGCCCACCCAGCUCAGCGGGACUUGCCCCGAGUAGACAUGCCCAGGAGCACUCUGGCUUCCUGCGGAGAACUGGAUGGGAUGCCGGGACACAGAAAGGAGACUAGAGUUAAGAUCUGGGGACAUUCAGAAGACCUCUGACGGGGCAGGGGGGCUCCUGACGGCCCUCCAAGCAGUAGCGGGCGUCGGAGUGCAGCCAGUCUCGAGUCCCUUGGACAAGGAGGGCGAGAAAUGUCACCUAGUUUUCCAGGCAGAAAUCUGUCCCCUUCGGUGCCUCCAUCUGCACCAAGCACUGCAAGUGCCCAUUGGGGGGUGGGGGUGGGGAAGGGGACAUGGCCUCUCUUUUCCAGCCCCCCUCCCGUGCCCAGUUCUGCAUGCAGUCCCAGCCACCAGAGAGGACCAGUCAGGUUUGGUGGUGCUGGUGGUGAGGAACUCCGUGACCGAUGGCUUCCUCCGCAAAAAUAUCUGUGGGCGUGCAAUGAGGAAGCUCCCCUCCAUCUCUCUUUUUCCUUCACGGACGGUCAUGUGACUUCCCCCCCCCACCUGCCAGGUGAAGAGGUACAGUCCUGGGGCAGGAGAGGACUGUACCACGUGGUUCUUUGGAAUGGGCACCUUGGCCCUCUCUGCUCCCAAGUGUGAUGCAGAGUUGAGCCUUUCAACGUGGUGGUGAAGAAACAUAGAAACAGGGCGAGGCAGAAGGGGCCUCCGGGCCAUCUAGUCUGACCCC